This is a messenger RNA of Punica granatum (pomegranate), 1174 nucleotides long. NCBI's taxonomy places the organism in Eukaryota, Viridiplantae, Streptophyta, Magnoliopsida, Myrtales, Lythraceae. The record is from RefSeq and is a predicted model, not a curated record.
UUAAAACACGGUUGGAACCAGAAAUAGUAGAAUAAUAAUAGAAAGAAACUCUGUUCUGUCUGAGUUCCUCUGCUCUCCGAACUCUGCUCACUUCAUCACUCACUAAUAGGAAGAAAGAAGGAAGCCGAAGGCGAUCGAACAUAUCGAAAGAAACUCUUGUCUGUCUGAGUUGCUCUGCUUUCCCGCAGCAUCGUUCUCUUCACUGUGGAGCUUCUCUAUCCGGAUCUUCUCUGAGUGAAAGGCUUCAAGGAACUGAAGCAGCAAGGGAUAAUUGAACCUGCCACAGGCCGGGAACAUCACCGAGGGAGACCUGGAACUGACUUAUCAGGUUUCAGGCUGUCCCACAGAGAAGCUCCGAAGCCAGAACAACCCAUCAUCCUCUUCGACUUCCUCCGAUCCUGGCCACCACCGCCUUCGUCAGCCGUUUGCCCUCCCCGCCCAAAAAAAAAAAAUAUGCAGAUGGUUGUUUCAGAGGUUUACCAAGAAAAAAAAGAUCGGCAGAUGGUUAACAUUGUGGGCGGACCUGGAACCAGGAUUGGGCUAUCCUUUAGAGUGGGGCAGCUCGUGUUCGCUGCUGCCUCACUCUAUGUCAUGGUUGGUGCCAAAGAGUACAAGAAGUUCAUACCUUACAGCUACUUAGUGUAUGCAAACGGUUUCAUUAUCCUGUGGAGUUUCAUCUCUGCAUGCCUCGACAAGUACGCGUUGAGGCAGCAAUUGGAUCUUCAAGGUCUGGCAGCUAUUAGGUUUAUAGUUCCGGUUAAUUUGGUUGCUUGGUUCCUAUCGGUGACUGCGGCAAGCUCCUCUUCAGGGAUCCUCACUUAUAUUGUGUACGACUUCCCAGUGUGCUCAGUUGAGGAUCUCCCCUGCUUUGAGUACGGUAUUGCUGUGAUAUUCGCUUGGUUGUCGACGGUCUGUCUGAGCUUCUCGGCCAAUGCAACUGUUGUUAUACUUUACAAGAAACUUGCUUGAUUUGUGAGCUAUUGCAUGGAUCGGAAAGUGCGAAGGGCCCUUAGGAGUACUGUUUGUUUUAACUAAGAGUUUGUGUGUUUCAGUCUGGAGUGUUGUGCAGUCUUUUAUGCGUGUGUUUCAAUCUGGAUUAUGCAAUAUUUUAUGUAUUUGUGUGUUUCAAUCUGGACUGUAAUGCAAUCUUUUUAUGUAUUUGUGUGUUUCAAUC